Molecule: messenger RNA, 6053 nt
Organism: Amoebophrya sp. A120
Lineage: Eukaryota; Dinophyceae; Syndiniales; Amoebophryaceae
Source: the annotation of a GenBank genome assembly
AAGUGCAGAGGCAGACUGUUGUCAACGGAAUUGAAAUAUAAUACAAGACUCAUUUAGUUUACCAAGCGCGCAGUAGACGAUUGCAUGGUCGUUUCCCCGCACUCGGUGCGCGCGCAGCGCGAAGGCGGCGCGUUGCACCGGAUAAUAAACUACAACGAUUUUUCAUGUUGAGUACAAGAACUGGCAAGAACAUGCUCCCUUGCUGAGCAGGACGACGCGCCCAAUCGACCGUGGUAGGAAGCUUUAUUCGACGCAGCUUUCUUACUGCUUGGUGGCAUCUACUAGUGUUGAGCCGCGGUCGAAAAAUGUUCCCAGGACGGCCAACCGACGGGGUGGAGCCGCAAACGCGGCUGCCUCGGGAGAUUCUAAAGUGGCUACAGUCACUGGACUUGAGUUUCGCCAUCGUGAAUGUCGGGCGCGACUUCAGCAACGGAUUCUUGGUGGCAGAAGUGCUCUCCAGGUACCACCCGAAGGAGAUCCACAUGCACUCAUACGAGGCCGGUACGCAGCUGAAGAUCAAGCGGGAUAACUGGGACCAGUUGCUGAAAUUUUUUGUGAAACAUAAGGUGGACAUCGGCCGGCCGGACUUCGAUCCGGUAAUCAACAAUGUCGCCGGCGCGAGCGUCGCGCUCAUGAAAAAACUGUACACAUUUUUAACCAAGCGCGUGGCCGUGGACUACAAUGCGCUCGUAGAAACCAUACCCGCAGACGCCAGUGCCGCCGCCACUGGAGAUAUCGACGAGAAGAUAAAGUCGCCUGGAUGAUUCCUAAAGCGAAUGCGUCUUGCAAAAGAUACUGAUAGGGUGGCAUGACGAGCAACUGAAGACAUUCACCCUACAUGCCGAAAAAGAUGAAAAGAUCUCUACUGCUGGAGGCCAGCCAGAAGAGCGAUAUAGGCAGUUAGUUUGUAUCGACGCCAUGGCUUCAUCUAAAAGAACAAGUUGUUCCUCCAGGGGUUCUAUUGAAAAAACUUAAAUCACAUUUGGAAUCAGCAUCGAUUUCAUUUCUCUUCGCUUCGAUAAAGGGCGCCGAUGACGCGGCUUCAAGGGCAGCCUCAACUACUGCAAAGGAACCGGAUCCACCCGAGCCAGCGAAACGAGAACAAGCGCAAAUGAUGUCAACGGCACGGACUAGCAGACCUGCGCACUCCGGUAGGGGCGAGCCGAGGGUCGUCAGUAGCAAUGUACUAAAAAAACUUUUUAUUUCAUGGAUUUUGUUCUUUGUUUAUCAUUAUCUUCGUACCCCUGGAAGAACUUGAACUCAGUUUCAGUAGAAAUUGUUUGCCGUAGUGAAUCCCGCCAUGGGGCGGCCUGUUUUAGUGAAACGGACCUUGCUCUUUUGGACAUCGACUCCUAUGAAGAAGCGAAUUGACCGACAAACAGUUCGAGAUCUCGCACCUGGACAUCAAGGAGGCAAGCAUAAAGCCGAUCAGUAAAAACUUGACCAUGUUCCGGCAGCACAGCCGGCUCGCGACCUCGGCGUCCGCCCGGAGCCUCGACGACGGGGCCGUGUCCGGAGAGAGUUGUCUCGCCAUAAUGAAGCCCAUCUUUGCCGAAGCCAUUGAUGCAGACUGCUACCGCAUCAUCGAUCCAAGAAAAGACCUGGUACCAGAAGCAGGGACCUCUUCAUUUUUGUGAGAUGAAGUAGUAGGACUGCAAUUUGAACUUUGAUUUUUUAAUCAAUUACUGCAAAAAAUAUUAUGGCGCACUUUGAUUUUGUUCCCCCGCCGUCGUGCAUCCUUAACAACAAAUCCAUCGCGACUGAGUCUGCACUUCAUUCUGCAGGUGGUCAGUUUCAUGGAGCACGUGGAGCAGAUUCCGGAGGGGAUUACACUUAGAAUACUCGAGUCCCUGACCGGGCAGGGCGUCUUGCGCGGCAUCGCCGAGACAUGUUUGAAGAACCCACCCGAGUUUUCGAAAAUUUUUACCCUGUUCAGCCAGCCGCUGUUCUCGCUGAGCCACGACAACCCCGUGUUCGAGGGCAUUGCGUACUUUUUGAAGCGCCUCGGCGCCACGCUGUCUAAAACGGAUCCGGUCAUCACCGAGCACCUGUGGAUCGACGGAGGCCUUCCGGACAUGGCCAAGCUGGCGACGCUGGUCGGCAGUAAGCGGGAGGCGGUGGCCGACUUCGUGUUUUCUUACAGCGGUGACACGUCGCAGGCGCACAUUGCAGCGCUAAGGCACCUGAAGGAGCGAGUUGCCGAAGUCGGGGUGUACGUAAAUCUGUUGUCUUUCCUCGUCGGUAUAGAAGCGCAGAUGGGACUCCUUGGGGUAAGUUGUACAACUGCUUUCAUGCAUUGCCUUCAACGGUCGCCAGGAUAUCUAACGGGUCUCAACAAGACCGCCUUAUUUACAUGAGGGUAGCGUCAACAGCAGUCCGACGGUCCCUUGGAGAUGACUGGAAAUGGAGAUCAGAUCCGCCGAAGCAAAAUGCUUUUCAACACAUGUCAACAUGAAUAUCUACAACAGGAUCCGACGCUGCUAGACCUGUACCUGUAUUACGCCCAACUGGGCAUCCAAGACGCGUCCCCUCGCGUCCGGGUAUUUAUCCCACGAAAAAAGUGUUACAGUUACACAUCUGCUGUAACUUCAGCAUCACAAGUUUCCUCUGCAUGACAAAGAAAACUUGCAAUGCAAAGAUCAUAAGGGAAAACAGGAAGGAAACGAGGCUCCAACUCCAAAGCAUUUCCUGCAUGAGAAAGGUUGGCUGUGUUGCCCGUCUUGCAUGACAAUGUGUAACUGUAACACUUUUUUCUCCUCAUAGUAUUCGGGUUGAGUAUAUUAACGCAGAUCGUCAGUGCCAAGGAGGAUUACGACUACAACAAAACCGCCGAGUACUUCUUAUUUUCUUUUUUCUUCCUUCCAGGUGAUGAAAAACCGUGAUGCAACGAAGUAGUACAGCGUAGCAUCGACCCACCGUGCGGAUACUUCUAGCCUUGGGGCGACAUUGCUACACUAUCUUUGUGGAUUAUUUUGGUUGCGUAGACCUCGAUCUCCUUCUUCAUCGAUCUGCCGUGAUCAUGAAAUUGAUGCUGAAGAAGAGGAGCAGGAGCGUCGUGGUCGUUAUAGAUUCGCCUACAAUAAUUUCUAUCACAGCUACGCCCCGGAAGCCAAGGACAUAUCUCUGGAAGGCGUUUUCGCCCUCGUACCGGCAAUGAAAAACCUCGCACAAGACACGUGGUGGGAAGUCCAGGCGCAAUUGCUCCUUCUCGCCUGCCAUUUGCUGCUGAAUCUAGGUAAGUGGGUCUACAGGCAUAGAGAAAGAAGAUUGUUGCUACUCGUAACAAGCAUUCGCUCUACUUGUUCGCGAGGGUAUUUUUCGCGCAUCAUGAUAACAAAUUGUGAGACUUGGCCUGUACAGUGUACAACAAGUCAAAACUCAAAAGAACAAACGGCUGCAACUGCAUUGGCAUUCUAUCCACAUAAUCCAUUUCGUCAGUAUCCGCAAGCUCAAGUGAAGCGUCGGCGCCGCCGAGGCCACCGGAAACGGAGAAACUGCUGAUGCACUUUGUGCAGUCCAUCUUUAUUCCAACUAACUCGAGAAAUGUCCUCCAGGUGGGGCUCGCCAACGUAGUAUUGCUCCUGGUCCAUCCGCAAUUCAAGGAGCAGCUGCUGCCGCUCUACGUUAGGGUACUGAUAGACUUUCUAAGUACAUCCUGGUGUAGACGUGCGUGCUGAUAUGGUUGCGCGUUGCUCAGCUUUUUUCAAAAUUGAUAGUCGUACCCCGCAGCUUGUUUUGCAAUCGAAUCCACCUUUACAAUUAUGUAUUCCUUUAUUUCCUACCAGAUACUAGUGACGCAGCCGGCGCCGCUACGACAGAGACUGUUGGCGGAUGCUAUCAAAUGUAAAAAUGUCUGGGUCUGGAAGAAUGCAAGUUUGUCAUGCUUGUCUGGCAUGACUCUUAAAUCUGUCAUGCACAUUACCAAAGAGCCCCACUUUUCUGUCAUGCAGAAACGUAGUUUGUCAUGCAGAAUAGGCAACACCUAGAAGCUCAGAAACUUGUCAUGCUGAGCCAGCAAUCGUGGCCUCCUCAUGCAUGGCACGCCACACAGCAUCACAACUUUCCAGACCCAGACAUUUUUACAUUUGAUAGACGCCGAAAUGAGCGUAAAUCGACUCGGAAUGGUUGUGCACAGACUGAAGUAUAGUUUUGGAUGCGUUGAGUCUCGCACUCCUAUUCUUCAUAUAUUUGCAGCAGUUGAAAUGUUCAUUUUCCAUUUUUUUCCAGUAUAGUGUCUGCUUUUCUUGAUGAUGAUCUGCAUCUUUUUCAGUCUGCGACGGGGUCCUGCAGGAAGUGCAGCACGUCUUGAUAAAAUCUUUCCACAGUUACGUGAUGGGCCCUGCUUCCCGAGCGUACGACGAGGUUUGCUUGCGCCAGUUGUGGAAUGGGUUUGACAUCGCGUCAGCUUUCGUUGACGACGUGGAGGCCUCGGAACUAGACUACUUCGACGCCGCCCAUCUCGAGCUGCUACUCGCCUGCAUCAGAGACAUAGACCUCACGCUGGGGGAGGAAGACUGGUAGAGUUCAAAGCUACGUAUGAAUUGAUUCGCUCGCUGUAUUUCGGAGGCAAUAUAUAUGACCACAUCAACAUCAUAUAGCUACAAUACUUUCAGUUCUUUCAAAUUACUGGCAGUUAACACACGACUUUGGUGCAUGUUGCACGUGCUUUCUUCUUGCCUUAGCCUUUCGCCUGCACGCACCACCAUGAGAAGCAUGAUUACCUACUCGUGCAUGAUGUUUCCAAAAAAUUAAAUUCAUUUCCACAAUGAUUUCACAACACCAGGGCCGGGUUGUUCGAGCGGAUCAGCAUGUACGUGUAUGUGUCUCUGAUUGAUCCGGAGUUUUCGGAAUUGGCGCAAGUGGUCCUGCACACCUUCUGGAAGGCCGGCUGCGGGCUGGUCCUCACCACCUUCGUGCAGAUGCUCCGCGUCAUAUCAGAGUGCACAACUUGUUCCCCUUGUUCCCCUGCUCGUCAUAAUUUGUAGCGCAUUUCAUUAUUAACAGCUGCAUGAUCAGCCUUCAGCAAUAGAAACGUCAACAAAAAUAUAUGCCGCUUUUGCAUGGCAAAGGCAAUUUCGCACAGAAUUCCAGUGUUGUCUUGGCUGCCAGAUGACCCUGCCUGUUCGCAAAAACAAGAAGUGCCAAGAGGCAAACAGUGGCUGUGAUGGUGCUUUGUAAAGUAGGACAAUCAAAGGAGAGGGACAAAGGUCCAAGAAGUUGUGCACUCUGAUACGUGAUGUUUUCGGACGAAUUGGAGCGCAGCCGGAUCGAGCCGGAUAUGAACUGCAAAAGUAUCGUACUCGUAUAUUAAAUGCAUUAGAGCAUGAGAAAUGAAGUUUGUCAUGCGGAUUUACGUUAAGAAAAAAAUUUGUAAUGCAUGACUGCAAUUACUACGACUGCGAUACCUUUGCAGAGCAUACCGGAACAGCUGCUGCAGUUUCUCUUCGAGGUCAAGGUCUACAGCCCGGACUUUGUCGCCGAGAUUGUGCAAACCUUCGAAAAGAACUUUCCGGACGAAUACGCGGCCUCCCCGAUGGCGGACCUGUUGAUGGAAUAGUUAGAGGAAUUCUAAUUCUUCACAAUACUCCACAAGCACAACAUGUAAAAUUACCAUCACCAUGUAAUAACAAGCACCAACACCAUUUGUAAUUGAUGCAAGGAACAACUGAUUACCAUUGAAACAAACUCAAAACCUGAAACUGAAACUUUAGCAAGUCGAACACAGUUGCACGCUAACUGAUGAAAUUUUCUGAUUGAAUACGCGGAAUAAUUGUGUCGGCGGAGGACGCAUGAAAGUGGAAAGCAAAGAACGAGAGAAGUACCUUGACCUUUCACUUUCAACGCAUCCAUCGACAUAGUGAUUCCUGGCAGAUGCUAAGCUGAUCAAAUUUGUGUACGCUCGAGGAAGGUGAGAUUGUGGGGAGGGGGGCACCCGAAUAAAUGAAAUCGGGAACGGCAAGAACAGCCGGGAUGGCGUCGCAAGAAAGGGAGAAAGCAUCUAAUAGUACGAAAAUAAAGAAAAAGAAGCGUCUACGACGCAAGUAGAACUCGAU